AUGUUCAAGCUUUCACGAGCUCCGCCCUUUGCGGCUGUGCUGAGGGCCGCAUCCGGGAGUCCUCUGCGGAGCUCGCUACAGAAACAGCAGCGGAACCUUUCGAUACAUGAAUACCUGUCUGCGAAUUUGCUCAAUUCAUAUGGUGUGGGUGUCCCUGCUGGUAAAGUCGCCCGGUCAGCUGAAGAGGCCGAGGCCGUUGCAAAAGAGAUAGGUGGUGAUGACAUGGUCAUCAAAGCCCAAGUCCUUGCGGGCGGCAGAGGGAAAGGUUAUUUUGACAAUGGACUCAAAGGUGGUGUGAGGGUCAUCUAUUCAGCAGCAGAGGCCAAGAUGUUCGCUGGGCAAAUGAUCGGUCACAAAUUGAUAACGAAGCAGACCGGAGAACGCGGACGUCUGUGCAAUGCAGUUUACAUUUGUGAGCGGAAAUUUGCCCGGCGAGAAUUCUACCUCGCAAUCUUGAUGGAUCGCGCAUCACAAGCACCAGUCAUAGUAGCUUCAUCACAAGGAGGAAUGGAUAUUGAGACUGUGGCAAAAGAGACUCCUGAAGCUAUCGUUACCACCAACAUCGAUAUCAACCAGGGCGUCACCGACGAGAUUGCCAGAAACAUUGCAACAGAACUUGGCUUCUCGGAACAGUGCAUUGAAGACGCUAAGACGGCCAUACAAAACCUUUACAAGGUGUUCAUGGAAAAGGACGCCACCCAGAUUGAAAUCAAUCCGCUUUCAGAGACCAGCGAUCAUCAGGUCCUCGCAAUGGAUGCUAAGCUGACUUUCGAUGAUAAUGCAGAGUUCAGACAGAAAGAGGUCUUCUCGUGGAGGGAUACGACUCAAGAGGACGCCGAUGAGGUCAGGGCUGCCGAACAUGGUCUCAACUUCAUCAAAUUGGAUGGCGAUAUUGGCUGUCUUGUCAACGGUGCUGGUCUCGCCAUGGCAACCAUGGACAUUAUCAAGCUUAACGGCGGCUCACCAGCAAAUUUCCUCGAUGUUGGUGGAGGUGCGACUGCCGAGGCGAUUCGGUCUGCCUUUGACCUCAUUACCAGCGAUCCCAAAGUUACGGCUAUCUUCGUCAACAUUUUUGGCGGCAUAGUCCGAUGCGAUGCCAUUGCGCAAGGCUUGAUCAAUGUUGUCCAGCAGAUGAACCUACGGACUCCAAUUGUUUGCCGGUUACAAGGUACAAAUAUGGAAAAGGCCCAUGAGCUGGUCAACAAUUCCGGCUUGAAGAUCUUUUCAAUCGAGGACUUGCAAAAUGCGGCAGAGAAAUCUGUGCAAUUCUCAAAAUUGGUAAAGAUGGGAAGAGAGAUUGAUGUUGGUGUGGAAUUCAAUCUGGGCAUUUAG
Endocarpon pusillum Z07020 is the source of this 1332-nucleotide messenger RNA. Its product is annotated as succinyl-CoA ligase. The transcript has 7 exons. Gene Ontology annotation, cellular component: mitochondrion; succinate-CoA ligase complex. Bases 1 to 1332 code for a protein of 443 amino acids. The record is from RefSeq and is a predicted model, not a curated record. Gene Ontology annotation, molecular function: succinate-CoA ligase (ADP-forming) activity; metal ion binding; ATP binding. Gene Ontology annotation, biological process: succinyl-CoA metabolic process; tricarboxylic acid cycle. NCBI's taxonomy places the organism in Eukaryota, Fungi, Ascomycota, Eurotiomycetes, Verrucariales, Verrucariaceae.